ACCGCGCGCGUUCCUUCGCUCAGUUUGUAUUCGGUAUCCAGUUGGAUUCUGUUCGACGACGACGGACGGUACAUUCGAUUCCCGCGAUUCGAACACUUUUACUUUUCCUUUGCGAGAUCAACGCCGAUAACAAAGGAUCGAGGGACCGCGACGAAUAGGUUAAUUUUUGCGAGAUUCGGAACGGACAGAGAGAGAGAGAGAGAGAGAGAGAGAGAGAGAAAUAGUGCGCAUUGUGCCAUUAGUUUGUCAAGUGAUUUAAAAAAAAUUCCCGAAGAGAGAAACGCAGAGGUGUCGACGUGGGAAGAUGCUGCCACCGCGAAUACUCGGUCUGUUGGUGAUCCUUCUUGCCGUGCAAGGUUUGUGCAAACCGACUAAGAGUACAGAAGACUUGGAUUAUGAGGACGAUACACCUUUCGAUGAGAACGAUGAGGAGGACGAAGAGGAAGAUGACAAUCUCGGCACUGCCGAAGUACAACCGCAAAUCUUAUCGCAGAGGAUGAGUGUUCGCGUAAAAGCUGGAAGUACCGUUAUACUACCCUGUCAAGUGAUUCACACAGAAAAUUACGUGGUCGCAUGGAUAAAGGACAACAAGCUGUUAUACUUCGAAGCGCAGCCGCAAAUAGAAGACUCGAAGAGGAUCGUACGAUUGCCGAACAACAGCUUGGCCAUCUACAACGCAUCGGUUAGCGACUCUUCCAACGAUUACACGUGCAGUAUCCUCCGGCAACCGGAUAGCAUAAAUUUAACUCACCGUUUGCUGGUCGAUCCGGUGGGGACGCAUCAACAACCUACAGCCUCACCACCGCCGCAACACUCGCAUAAGGGAAUCAUACGUGUGAUACCCUCGCGACGAGUCGAAGUGACUCAGGGCUACCCUAUCAGGCUCGGUUGCGAAACAGACACGCAGCCACCGCCUGAAAUUAAAUGGUUUAUCGAGAACAAGAAAGUGGAUGGCUACGAUCCUCACGUGAUUCUGAACGAUAAUUAUAUUACGAUAAAAAAAGUAAACAAAUCUCACAGUGGUCUGUAUCAAUGUCUCGCGGAGGAUGGUUCAAAGACGCCAGCGAUGGAAGCGAUCAACGUCAUUGUACACUAUGUACCUGAGAUAGAGGUGAAGAGAAACAUAGUCUACAGCGGCGAAGGUAUCGAAUCGGAAAUGACAUGCAUCGUGAGCGCCUAUCCCGAAGCCAUAAUAUCGUGGUAUAAAGACGGUAAGGAAAUUAUGCACAAGAAGGGGUCGAUAGUGAUGCAUCAUGGAGUUAUGAAAGGCAACAAGACCAAGCAUGUUUUGAAAAUUGUGCACACUUCGAUGCAGGACUUUGGCGAAUACAAGUGUCGCGCGCAAAACAGCAUUGGUCAAGACGAAAAGUCUAUCUUAUUAACAGGUAUACCCUCGCAAGCGAGAAUAUCUGGUGCCGAAAUGACCAAUAAUGAUGCGGGAAUUAUUCUGAAGUGGCAUCUGGAGAGUUACUCACCGAUCAGAGAAUACAAGUUGCAAUACCGUCGCAAAGGCGACGAGAAUUGGAACGUUGUUGAGCCUGAAGUCAAAGACGGUAAAGGAAGUCAAUUUACCGUGGAACAUCCGAUUGAAGAACUUCAGCCUGGAUCUUACGAGGCAAUCCUUACGGCUAAAAACGCAUUCGGAUGGUCUAUGCCAUCAGAACCACAUAUGUUUACUGGUGAUUAUCCGUUUGAGAUGGCACAAAAAGAUGGAAAUUCGGCAGCUAUCCAAAUUCGCGGAACUCUUCUAGCGUUGAUCCUAGUCGUUUUAUCUUGUGCCUUCACAAGCCUGUAACUCUUUACUUAAUUCUUUAAACUCUAUGUAGGUAAUUUGCUGCAGCCAAAGCAAACACCAGCAGACGCCAUGGUGGAUUUAUUAGUAUAGGAACACUUAGGGGAGAGUCGACGCACAUAGAAGUUUCAUUGAAAUCCUAUAGUGCUUUCCACGUGCAUCUUAUUACGCUAAGCUAUUAUACAUAUAACUAAAUUUUUUUUUUAAACAGGCAUUAUCGAUGCAUUAA
Formica exsecta is the source of this 2021-nucleotide messenger RNA. RefSeq names its product lachesin-like. Gene Ontology annotation, cellular component: neuron projection. Bases 305 to 1795 code for a protein of 496 amino acids. NCBI's taxonomy places the organism in Eukaryota, Metazoa, Arthropoda, Insecta, Hymenoptera, Formicidae. The transcript has 10 exons. The record is from RefSeq and is a predicted model, not a curated record. Gene Ontology annotation, molecular function: protein binding.